ACUGUGUGUUGGUACGCAGGAUUUUGAUACGCAUAGUUGCACCCACCCAGAAACAAGGGGGGGCUCACUGCGACGUCCCAAUCACGUGGCUGUCCCAUCGAUGAGGGCUCCUCUCCCCACCUACCCCUCUCUCUCUUUCUCUCUCUCUCUCUGCUCCUCUGCACGGCCAGCGAUGCUGAGGCUGCGGUGAGAGAUGAGGAGUUGCUGCUCCGGCGCGUAGAGGCGAAAGUUAUGGCACGGCCAUCCUCCUCCUCCUCGCAGCAGAGCAGAGCGUCCCGGAGCAGUUUGUGCCACAGUCCCGCACCGGGAGCGCGCAUUGCAUCUCCAGACACGCGAGAAAUCCCUCUCACGCAGCCCGUCAAAUCAAUCUAAGUGUGGGGAAAAUAGGGUCUGAGGCGAGUCGGCGGCGACAGGAGAGGGAAAUUUACAGUUUAUUCUUUCAGAAGUGAGUAAGGGGCGCAAUGUUAAAGAUAACCGACCCGCAGCUGCGCACGGUUUGAAGCUGAACUGGUUGCAUCCGUAGUUCCAAGUGCUCUUCACCAAUCCUUAGAAUGAGGCUAUAGGACUUCUGAGUCCUUUCUUCACCUGCAGUGCCUUCAGGGACGGCUCCAAGACAGCAUUACAGUGAAACAAAGGCCACCAUGAAUCUGUUCGGCAGAGACGCCAUGACCACAAAGAAGGAGAAGGAGAAAGAAAUUCAGUAUGCUGACCCUCCAGAUGGAGGCUGGGGCUGGAUGGUGGUGCUCCAUUGUUUCCUGGUAAAUGUUCUUGUGAUGGGCACCCUCAAAAGCUUUGGGAUCUUCUUUGUGGCAUUCCAAGAUGAGUUUGGUGGUUCGGCAGAGAGCAUCAGCUGGAUAGGUUCCAUCAUGUCUAGUUUACGUCUGUCUGGAGCACCCAUUGCCUCGGUGGCCUGUGCCAAGCUGGGACCGCGGGUGACCUCAAUCGCUGGGGCAGUGCUAGUUAGCGGAGGCUUCAUCAUAAGCAUCUUUGCCAGCAGUGUAAUAUACCUCUACAUCAGCAUGGGAGUGAUAGUCGGAAUGGGCUUUGCAUUACUAUACCAGUCAUUUUCAGUAAUCACAGCGCUGUACUUCAGAAAACGGCUGGCGACCGCAUACGCGAUUGGUCGAUCUGGAAUGGGUUUGACCUUUGCCCUAGCCCCGUUCACCCAGCUGCUUUUGGACCAGUAUGCUUGGCAAGGUGCAAUGCUGAUUCUCGGCGGCCUCAUGCUGAACCUGGUGGCUUCUGGGAUGCUUUUGAGACCCAUUAAUGUGAAGCCACCUGUAACAAACUCUACAUCUUUGCCUAUCCAAAAGAGCCCUUCUAUUUCCCUUAAGAGCUCUGCAGAGAAGGAAUAUCCUAAAAGCUGCUUGAGCAGCUCUUCUCCUCUAUCCAAUGGUGUCUCCAAGUCUGAUUCUCUCCAGUCCUCUCCUAUACCUCACAGGGACAAUGAAAACUUAAAAGAACAAUCCAUUCAUGGACAAGAGAGCCAGUUAUUGAACUCUGAAUUGACUCGACUGGUCCUCAAUAACAUAAAUGGCCAUGAGCCCCAACAUGACUUAGGUCAGUGUAAGCCUGCAAGUCCAGACAGCCCAGCGGAGAUGAAUGGUACCAUGAAUGGCUCCACCACUGUUGGAGUUCCCCUACACACCGGUGUGCCGACUGCAGUGGCCGUCGUUAAACCCAAAUUAUUGGACUUCACUUUGCUGAAGGACCCAUUCUUUUGCAUCUACACUUGGUCCUUGGUGUUCAGUCAACUGGCCUACUUCAUCCCGUACUUCCACCUGUCUGCCAGGGCCAGGAACCUGGGGAUUGAUGCCAUGGAUGCUUCUUUCAUCAUCUCUGUAGCAGGUAUCACAGAGACUAUCGCCCAAUUGGCCUCAGGUUGGGUGACAGACAGGAACCUGUUUCAUAAAUAUCAUUUCCACAAAGCCUACCUGAUCCUCUGUGGCUUGGUCAACAUGCUCUCCCCUCUGGCCACCUCCUACAUACUGCUGAUGGUGUAUGCGGUCUUCUUUGCAAUCUUCUGCGGUGGUUACAUGGCUCUGUUGCUGCCUGUUCUGGUUGAUCUUGUUGGGUCGGAGAAACUCAAUAACUCCAUGGGUUUCUCCAUGUUCUUUGUUGGCUUGGGUUGCCUCACUGGGCCUCCACUGGCAGGGUUUCUGUAUGACUACACACAGACGUACGACUGUUCUUUCUACCUGGCGGGCCUCUGCUACCUACUCUCAUCCCUCUCCUUGUUCAUGGAGCCGCUCGCUCAGCGCUGGAAAGCCAAGAAGAAACUUUCUCAAAGCCAGAGCUCAGAAAGCAGCUGUAAGAUUAACGGCUGCUUCACCCCUGACCAGAAUGGUGCUGUGUAACAAUGAAACCUGGAAGUUGGACUAACGUGGCCCGCAGAGCCUGGACCCUCUCACCUAAAGCUGGGACCUGGACCAUAACUUUCGGCAAAAAGCGAUACCAGCAUUACAGUAACACAGGAACACACAACGCUCUGGAUAUGUGAUUAUGCAUAAAGAACAAAGCCAAAAUCCUUGUGUUCUGCAAAACAGUUUUAAUAUCAGAAGCACAAACAUCCCAACUGAGGGUAAUCGAGCACACAAAGGAGCGACGUAUUCUACCACCCAAUGCAACAACUAAACUGAACAAUGCAGAGCGAGGAACCAAGCUCCCAAUUCUGUCUCCUGUCUCUGUGACAUUAUCAAUCGAAGCACAUAUCCAUGUGUUGGAUUUGAUGUCUUGAGUAGCAUUUAUCUGUAUGUGUAAAACGUUUUCUCACUGAUAUGCACUUUGGCCAAGUUGUGACUAUGCUGCAUGAUUUCAAACUGCCAGGGAGCCAAAAUACUCAGCAAACCCCCCGCCGCUGUAGCCUGCUGCUGUGUCCCAGAGAAUUAUGUCGUGUAUGAAGCCAAAAAAGCGCAUUGGAAGAUACAAUCCGUGAGAUUAUUGUAGGCAUGUGCUAACAUUUAACUUUAAGCACAGUUCAUGAGUAUGUACGUGUAAGCUAACGUUCAUCCAGGCUAACAGAAGACAUCUUGUCGUUUUAACAUUUCCUGUUUCUUUUCAGUCGGUUUGAACCCAUUCAUCCCAGCUUCUUCCCCUCCACCCGAUCAAUAUUUAGGAAGGCGGUAUAUGUGUUUCAUAACUUUCAAACAGUGGGGUAGCCGGACGGUCGACUUUUUUGCACAACUCUCACUUUAUGCUUUCGUAUAAACCCACACGAACUCUUCACGUCUAUCGCCCCGCAGCUGCUCAUAGACUCACUUUCAUCUCCUAAAUUUAAACUGGCACAAAGCCUGUCUCAGCAUAUUAAGGUCAGCAAGACCUGACACCUAAACUGGCUUUGAUCCCCUAGUAGUUUCUGAACUAGUUUAACAGACAGUUGUGUAAGAAAUACAGCUGUCACUGUUUAUGCAAUACUUAGAGCGCAUUCACACUGCAGUCAGAAUCUAAUUCUCUGUAAUCAUUCACCGUUUUGACUGCCAGCUCCUGUAAAUGGUAAUUCUGACCUUUGAGUCUUUUUGCACGUAAGCUAUGAUAACUACUUCUGCGCAUUUCAACUGAUUUCAUCAUCUCUGCAUCUGUCGUUGCUCACAGUAAUAUAUUGUCCUAUAAAUUUAAAAACAGUUGUACUCUACAGUGCCUUGCAGUUAUUAGUAGUGCUUGAACUUUUUCUCUUUUUUGUCACAUAGCAGCCACAAACGUCAAUUUGUUUUAUAGGAAUUUGAUGUGACAAAAUGGCACAAAGAAGACCAUGAGUGUGAAGUGGAUGAAUACAGAGACACAAUAUGUUUUUUUUUGUUUUGUUUUGUUUUUACAAACAGAAAUAUGAGAAGUGUGCCUUGAAUUUGAAUUCAGAGCCUCUGGAAAAGUUGAAAUUAGAUUUUGAAGUCUUGAGUGUGUCUCUACCAACUUUGCAAAUAAACAGACGUUUUUGCAAGUUCUACUUUUCAAAAUAGCUCACACUCAAUCAGAUUAGAUGGAGACCAUCACUGAGCAUCAAUUUUCAAGUCUUGCCACAAAUUCAAAAUUUUAAUUUAGAUCUUAGACAUCCUAAGACCCAUAGAUGCUUUAAUCUAAAGCAUUUCACUGUUUAUGGUGGUAGCUCCUGCUGGUAGGUGAAUCUCAGCUCCUAGAUUUUUACCUCCAUCCAUCUCCUCAUUAACUCUAACCAGCUUCCAUGUCCUGCAAGAAGAAAAGGCAUCCCCACAGUAGGACGCUGCCGUUGCUGUGUUUAACAGCAGGCAGGAAUGUUCGUUUUUCUUCCUCAAACAUCGUUUUGCUUGUAGUCCGAAAAAUUACCGGAGCUGUGGCGCUCCAUGAGUGCUUUGCCCUCCACAGUGGCAGUUAAUAACUGAAUAGGUAAUAGCUGAGGUUGACAAGGAGCUGGACAGUUUUGUUCAAUUUAGAAGCAAUAAAAAUGCUUAUUUUAGCAGGGCUUCAGCAAUGACGCCAAUAAUACAAGAAAUUGUUGUGUCAUUGUUAUUUUUUUUUCCAUUGUAGCUACAUUCUUUUUCAGCUUUUUUUCAUGAAUGUGUUCAGUUCAGGGAAAAACUUUAAAAACUGUAAAACUUUGAUAUUCUUUUUGUUCCAAAAUCAUAAGAUAGACAUAAAUUCACGGUUUUUUUUACCAAAACGCAAACCAGGUUUUUACUGUAAGCUUAAAAUUUGAGCUGGCAUGGAGGUUUUGCAGCUCUAGAUCAUGUAAUUUUAUGAGAAGUGAGAACAAAAAGGGCCUUUUGGAUUGUAAAGGUUCUUGGAUCCUGCUUGUGUAAUGUCAGUAGAUGUGCAGCUUUGCCAUAUCCAUGGAUGUUCACUACUGUCCUCAAACAAACCUCAGAGAACAGCUGCAUUUAUCUAGGUGCUAGGUGACUUUUGAAGGAAAUUGAUAGCACUGGCUUUUAUUUAGGGGCAUCAAAUUAAGAGGGGAUGAAAACAUAUGCAUUAAAAGCUUAUAAUAAUGUAUUCAUUUUCUUCCACUUCACAAUUAUGCACCACUCAGUGUUCUCUGUCACAUAAAAUCCCAUUGAAACUCACUGACGGUGCGAUUGUAGCAUGACCAAAUGUAAACACUUUCAGCAGGUGAGAACAAUUUUUCAAAGGCCUGUGUUUAAAGUUGCAGUGCCUGCAAGCGCCCGCAAAAUAGAGAAUGUUUCAUUUAGAAAACUUUACUCACAAAGCCUCAGCUGUCGCCUUUUAAAUGCUACAACUAUCGACUACCUUUUUCGUUUUGUUGGCUACAAACUAAAAACUAAUUUUUGACUUUUUACCGAUGCACACCUGGCUGAUCUAUGCAACUACACACUCGUUUGCUUUCCUUUGAAUCAAGGUGCACACGUUUAUUUGCUGCAAAUCCACCGGCUCUUCGGACAAGACAUCCGGUUAGGUUUUUCUGCAAAUUGUGGUCACAGUUGAAUUUAGAGGUGGUGGAGCUAAAUUAGUUUUCUCCUCAGCUGUCUGUGAUUAUUUGUUACUUUGUCAGCUUUGUCUAUAACUCUGUGACCAACUGAUUAUGUGAUGUUGCCCAUUUAGUCUAACAUGGAUAGUUUUUUUCAGACUGUUGCCCAAACUUUCUGGUGCAAACUUACAGUGUCAUUGCAUUUAAACAUGAGGCUGUCGGUUCUUGAAUCUUAUAUAUAUAUAUAUAUAUAUAUAUAUAUAUAUAUAUACACACACACAUAUUUUAGAGUUUUUGUGUGUUUUCAGUGGGUUCUUUUGGGGGUUUUUUUCACCCUUUGCCUUACAGGGUAAUGUGUCUUUUACUAACUUUCCUGUGAUGUCAGCCAAAGAUCACAUUAGAAAACCUACUUACGACUUGAAACUUAUAACUGGGUGGAAAAUAAAAUGCUGUGGAUUGUGACUAUCAUUUAAACUGGUCUCCUCACCCUGAAUUCAAAAUCAGCUGGUGUGUUUUCUCAUGCUGCCCUCUUGUGGACUAAGAAGGCUCCUGCUCCAAGAAUGUUAUCUCAAUUAGCACCAAAUUAUUCCCCCUCAACUCGCUUUCACAAUACUGAGCAAGGCUCUUUGUAUUGUUUCCAUGACGAGUCAUGCACUAAAGCUCUUUUGGCUCACGAGUUGCAUUCACUCACAGCCGCUAUGUUUUUGAGAUUUGGGGCCACUAAGGUUUUUGUACUGUUGAAGAAAAAAAAAAAAAGCUUAUAAAAAAUAUUUGAUGCUUUAAAAGUAUGUAUAUGGUACUCGGUCUUAGACAUCUGGUCCUAAGGUGGCAUUUACCUAGACAACAUACGAGUGUGUGUGUUUUUUGUUUGGUUUUUUUUUUUUUUUUACCUUUUUUUGUUUCUUUGUCAGUGAAUGCAUCACUGGGAGAGGCUCCGUUAGUUUGACGCUUUGGUUCCUGGAUUUGUCUGGCAAAUAAACUUAACCAAUAAUAGGCAUUCUGUUCCAAGAUUUAGAUUUCAUUUUUAAAACUUGUAUUGGUGCCCAACUCAGAUGUAAUAAAAAUGAUUUCUGACUC
This is a messenger RNA of Xiphophorus hellerii (green swordtail), 6469 nucleotides long. RefSeq names its product solute carrier family 16 member 4 (gene slc16a4). The transcript has 11 exons. NCBI's taxonomy places the organism in Eukaryota, Metazoa, Chordata, Actinopteri, Cyprinodontiformes, Poeciliidae. The record is from RefSeq and is a predicted model, not a curated record. Gene Ontology annotation, biological process: transmembrane transport; monocarboxylic acid transport. The coding region runs from base 642 to 2357 and encodes 571 amino acids. Gene Ontology annotation, molecular function: monocarboxylic acid transmembrane transporter activity.